ACUGCUACUUACGCACCUCAAUUCACUUACCAGUGAAGUGGUAAUUUACUGUGCCAGGAAGUACACCCAGAUGCCAAAGGUCAUGGAGACACAAUGGAUUUUGUAUCUACACUUUGCAAGUAGGGGAUGUGCUUGAAUACCAAAAUCUGUCUUAUUUUCCAUAAUCUGGGGCAACACUGUGCUUGCAUUUAACUGCUUGACUGUUUCCCUCACACCAACAGAGCAGAUUUCCUGUAGAAAGCUCUGAUUCUACAAAUGUGCACAGGAUUAAAAGUAAGAAAGUCAGCGGUCUUACUGCCAAGAAGUAGCAGUUGAAAUUGAUAAUUAACUGAGUACAGAAGUGGUUGGCACAACGGGAAUGUAGCAUGCCUUAAUCUUCUCCACUUGCAGAGAAGUAUAAUUAAGUCUCUGGAUCCAUUCAUGCCUUAUCAUUUCUGGCAACUGGAAGACCAACUAAUACCUACCCUUACAAUGAUUUUAUGCAUAUGCAAGUGUGGUUUCUUUGAGGAAGCCGUCGAGGUGACUCCGGUAAGCUCCCAAAAGGCUGCUCUGCGGCCAGGGCUGCGCCCACAGCCGAGUGGGGACUUGACCGCUUCAGGGCUCUCAGGCCGGGCUAGCUCCAGUUUUGUGAGCAAGCUUCGCUCGCCACUUCGGCUGACCCCGCCAUCCGCCCCGGCUCACUACCGCAAGGCGACAACGACACGUUUCCCGCGGGAGAUCAGAGGCUGUGCCAGACACACGGGGCAGCGUCGCCGAAAUGCUCUUCGAGAGGAACUUCACGGGCGAGGGGAGGAGGCUUCAGCUGCCCGCUGUCGCAACGUGGGCGCCCCCCUGUCGCCGGCUGCCCGCCGUCUCUGCCGGGCGCCCGUGCCGUCCGCCCCCCGGGCCGGGACCCACCGCCUGUUGCUAUUUUCGCCCGCGCUGGCGAGCGGCCCGGCCGGGUGUGCGGCUCGGCUCCCUCCUCGUCCCGGCCCGCCGGCAGAACUCUUCUGUUCCUUAAUCAAAGGAGCCAUCCAACAUCCAGAUAAUGUCAUUCCAUGGAACUGAAAUAUUGGUGAAUUAGUCCACGUUCCCUAAAGGACUGUAAAAUGGAGCCAAUAACUUUCAAAGUUAAAAAGUGUCAAACACCUAGUGAUUUCUCAGCAAGUUUCAGUCUGCAGCUCGUGGGUUCUCUCCCGGUGCAUUCCCUAACCACUAUGUCAAUGCUGCCUUGGAUUGUGGCCGAGAUCCAGUUGCUCAGUGCAAAGUCUCCCAAAGAAGAACCCAGCGUCAGCCAAAUUCGACUUUGUGUUUCACCAGCCAGUUUGCGUUGUGAGCCAGACACAGGGGAAACCCAGCAGUGGGAUCCUUUAAUUUGUUCAAGUUUAUUUGAAUACAAGCCACAGCAGGUCCACAAACUGAUUCACAACAGCCACGAUCCAAGCUACUUUGCUUGUCUGAUAAAGGAUGAAGCAGCAAAUCAGCAAAGUAUCUGCUAUGUAUUUAAGGCUGAUGAUCAGACAAAAGUGCCUGAGAUUAUAAGCUCUAUUCGACAAGCUGGAAAAAUUGCCCGUCAAGAAGAGUUUCAGAAUAAUCUCUCAGAUGUUGAAGACCCUUUUGCCAAAAAGUUUGAGGUGCUCUUCUGUGGACGGGUAACAGUAGCACAUAAAAAUGCGCCUCCAGCACUCAUAGAUGAAUGCAUUGAGAAAUUCAAUCGUGCAAGCUGUACGAAAAAUUCAGAUUUCAGCUCAUCAUCCCAACAACAUGAAACUGCUAAUAACUUUGGAGGUUUCUCUUUCAGCAGCAAAUUACGGUCUGUGUUCCAGCCCUUGGUCAAUGAAGAGGAGGAAAAAAGGCCAAUUAGGAAAUCUUUUUCUCAACCUGGACUUCGUUCCUUUGCUUUUAAGAAGGAUUUCCAAGAGGGAAGCCUUAGGAGUAACAGCUUUGUCAGAUCUUUUGAAGAAGAUGCAAUUUCACUGAACCUAAAAAGUCAACUCGUCUAUGGACACAGUGUUGUGCAGCCAACUGACAUUGCAGAAAACCGGACUAUGUUGUUUACGAUUGGCCAGUCUGAAGUUUACCUUAUCAGUCCUGACACAAAAAAAGUCGCAAUUGAGAAAAGCUUUAAAGAAAUAUCCUUUUGUUCUCAGGGAAUUAGACAUGUGGAUCACUUUGGGUUCAUCUGCAGAGAGUCUUCAGAAAAUGGAGGCUUCCACUUUGUUUGCUAUGUAUUUCAGUGUACAGAUGAAGCACUGGUUGAUGAAAUCAUGAUGACAUUGAAACAGGCUUUUACUGUGGCUGCUGUACAACAAACUUCCAAGGCACAGCCCCAGCUCUGUGAAGGGUGUCCUAUGCAAAGUUUGCAUAAACUCUGUGAAAAGAUAGAAGGGUUGCACCCUUCUAAGACUAAACUGGAACUACAAAAGCAUCUAACCACACUAAAUAACGAGGAACAGGCCUCUGUUUUUGAAGAGGUUCAGAAAUUAAGACCACGAAAUGAACAAAAAGAGAAUGAGCUGGUUAUCUCUCUUUUGAGAAACAUGUAUGAAGAAAAACAGAAGGACCAUGUUCAUGUUGGAGAAGCAAAACAGGCUUCACAACCUCCUGCUGAGAAUGCUGUAAAUGAAGUGUCCAGCAGUGCUUCGAGAUUCAGAUUAGACAUGUUAAAGAACAAAGCAAAAAGGUCUCUUACAGAAUCUUUUGAAAGUAUUUUAUCACGUGGCAGUAAAGCCAGAGGUCCACUGGACAGGUCUGGUUCUGUGGAUUUGGACAGCUCUAUGUCCAGUACCUUAAGCAGCACAAGUAAAGAGCCACCAUUGUGUGAAAAGGAGAAAGACAGACUUCCUACGCUUCCUGCAGAAAAUGCUGUCAAGACCAGUGGAUCGCUGGAUGAUCUCUGCAGCAACACAGAAGAUUUCUCUCUGGAGCAGUCUGUUACAUUGCCCCAGCAGAGCUUUCGGAGGCGAGCAAACACACUGAGCCAUUUACCGAGUGAGAGCCGGGAAUCUCUGGGGCCUGCCGAAACAUCGCCAUCUGUUCCUCAGAGGAAACUUAUGAGGUAUCACUCAGUGAGCACAGAGACUCCUCACAAAAGAAAUUCUUCUGGUCAACUUGCACGUUCUCCUACUCUAGCUCGUCUUAAUCCCUCGGCCUCUUCACCCAACUUCCUAAAAUAUCUAAGGCAUAAUUCAAGUGGAGAAACAAGUGGGCAUUUUGCACAAAAAAGCAUCUCCUACCGUACUGCCUUAAGGAAAAAGCUUCAUUCUUCCUCUUCUGUGCCAAAUUUCUUAAAAUUUCUGGCUCCUGUAGAUGAAAAUAACACCUCUGACUUUAGGAGCACAACAAGCGACUACGAGUCCAAGCACGGCCAGCCGGCCCUGGAUGCCGACAGCCCCGUGAGGACUCGAAGGCAUUCGUGGAGGCAGCAGAUAUUCCUGCGAGUGGCCACCCCUCAGAAAGCCUGUGAUUCUCCCAGCAGAUACGAUGAUUACUGUGAAUUGGGAGAUCUCCCACCCAGAUCCCCAUUGGAGCCAGUGUGUGAAGAUGGCCCCUUUGGGCCAGUGAAAGAAGAAAGGAAGCGGACACCCCAUGAGCUUAGAGAGCUGUGGAAGAAAGCCAUUAUUCAGCAGAUACUGCUCCUCAGAAUGGAGAAAGAAAACCAGAAGUUACAAGCAUCUGAAAACAAUUUGCAGAACAGACGCCUGAAACUUGACUAUGAGGAAAUCACACCUUGCUUAAAAGAUGUAACUUUGAUUUGGGAAAAAAUGUUGAGUACACCUGGAAGAUCAAAGAUUAAAUUUGAUGUGGAAAAAAUACACUCUGCUGUUGGACAAGGAGUACCACGUCACCACCGUGGGGAGAUCUGGAAGUUUUUAGCUGAGCAAUACCAUCUUAAACAUCAGUUUCCAAGUAAACAACAACCAAAGGACACACCUUAUAAAGAACUCCUAAAGCAACUAACUUCCCAACAGCAUGCAAUUCUUAUUGAUCUAGGGCGCACAUUUCCAACACAUCCGUACUUCUCAGCACAGCUGGGAGCUGGGCAGCUGUCACUCUACAACAUUUUGAAGGCCUAUUCACUUCUGGACCAGGAAGUAGGAUAUUGCCAGGGCCUUAGUUUUGUAGCAGGAGUUUUACUACUUCAUAUGAGUGAAGAAGAUGCUUUUAAAAUGCUGAAGUUUCUUAUGUUUGACAUGGGCCUGAGAAAACAAUAUCGUCCUGACAUGACAAUUUUGCAGAUCCAGAUGUACCAAUUGUCUCGACUUCUUCAUGAUUACCAUCGAGAUCUCUACAACCACCUAGAGGCACAUGAGAUUGGCCCCAGCCUCUAUGCUGCUCCCUGGUUUCUCACCAUGUUUGCCUCCCAGUUUCCCCUUGGAUUCGUAUCCAGAGUAUUUGAUAUGCUCUUUCUUCAAGGAUCAGAGGCUAUAUUUAAAGUGGCUUUAAGCCUUUUGGGAAGCCACAAGCCCUUGAUUCUGCAGCAUGAGAAUCUAGAAACUAUUGUUGAUUUUAUUAAAAGCACUCUCCCCAACUUGGGUUUGGUACAGAUGGAAAAGACCAUUAGUCAGGUAUUUGAAAUGGAUAUUGCCAAACAGUUGCAAGCUUAUGAAGUUGAAUAUCAUGUGCUUCAGGAUGAGCUUAUAGAUUCAUCUUUAAAUGACAAUCAGAGACUGGAUAAAUUAGAAAAGGCAAACAGCAGCUUGCGCAAACAAAACUUUGACCUCCUGGAAGAACUGCAGGUGGCUAAUGGAAAAAUCCAAAACCUUGAAGCUACAGUAGAGCUUUUAUUGACCAAUGAAGGCAAACUGAAGCAGUCCAUUCUUGCUCUUGAGCAGGAGCGAGCAGCUCUGCUGAAAGCUGUGGAAGAGAUGCAAAAAAAGAUGGGUGAUACAGAUGGGAAGCCUCUUCUUACUAGACAAGAACUGGAUGCUGACUGACCUGCACAGUUGUAAGGGAGCAGAGAAGCUGAGCGAGAAACAAAGGGAAGAACUGAGUCAUUUUGUCAUCAUCCAUGGGGAUUUGACGUUGUCGUGUUUGUUGUACACACCUUACUGUGGCAAAGCAAGAUGUGGGCAUGGUGGCUUUCCAUAUCAGAGAAGCUGGUUUCCUGGGGAAAGACUCUUCUCUUCUUAGUAUGUAGAAAUACUGUGAAGAGUAAGAUGCCACAUAAGAAAUAGUAAACAGGAGAAACUUACUAGUGUGUGCAGUCAUGCGCAAUACACUGUAAAUAUGGUAUGGAUUCUUCAGUAAGUGCUUCUAAACCUAAGUGCUUUGGGUUUGUCACAGUUUUGUUUGUGUCUGGAUCACCUCCAAGUUAAAUAGCACAUCCUUUAGAAGGUCUUUUGAAGAAAUACGUCAGUGUAAAACCUUUGAAAGCAUGACUGCCCCAUUGCAGCUAUGCAGUGGUAACAUUUACAGGUGAUUUGUGAUUGGACUUGAAAUUUUUGUUGGUGUAAUUCCCCUACAGCUUGGCUGGGUUCUGUUAAUUAUGUUGUUUACACCUCAGAAACUGCUUCCUGAUGCUUGAAGGUGUCAAUCCAUUGAACUCCAGGGAGCUGAACAUUAUCAUAUGUAACUAUGUAUAACUGGGGGUUGCCUUCCUUUUUUUUAAGUAUGUUGGUUUAGUAUAUUUCUUCUUUAACUACAAUUAAUUUAGUGUAUUGUUAGUUAGCAUUAUCUGAUAAACAUACUGUAUAUAGUAACUACAUUAUUCCUAACAAAAUAUACUGACAUUAAUUUGGUGAAGCCUGUGACUCUUGCAGCGUCAUUCAAGGAUUUCUAUUCAGACUCCUCAAAUUUCAUCUUAUUUAUUUCUGACCUGCUGUGUGAUGUAAGACAUCUUUUAUUGCUGGGAAAGUAAUGUCCACUGUCAUUUUUUUCCCCUUUAUUUGCUACUCUAUGCCCACCCAUCCUCUGAGAAAUCUAAAGACUUUUUCUGAGAAAAAGUGGAAUAAUUUCAAGAGCUUCAUGGUGUGCCAGAUAUGCUUAAACUGUUUCAUAAAGGAUAUAGAAGUUCUAGUUAGGACACCAUUAUUUUGCAAUGCAUCUUUCAAAUAAGAUUAAAUAUCUGAAAAAGUAAGUUUCACUUUUCUUAAUGCAAAAGUAGUUUGAAGCCAGUUAAAGCAACAUUGUGCAAUAAUACCCAUGGAUAUGCUUUUGUUGGGGUUUACUUCAGAAUUAGGAAUAUUGCCAUCGGUUUUUUCAGUCACUAAGCACUGAGUUUAUAGGCACUGGUGUUUUGCUAUAGUGGAGAUUCACCCAGGACGUGAUUUUUAUAUGUUUGGUUUUUGCAAGUCCACUUUAUAUUCACUUAGUAUUGAAAUUCCACAUACAUAAGUUAUUAAUAAUCCAUUUACCUCUUCAGCUUGGUUUUUUUAAUUUGGAAAUCCACAGUGAAGCUUACGCUUCAUGUUUAAAAUCUUGUCAUAAUGGACCUCAUACUGUUAGAUCACUCAGUAAUGUUGCGUUUUUACAGCAUAGUGCCAGAGUUCCUACACUGACUUUUUAACAAAAGCAAUAAAAAUAAUAAUAAUAAUCUAUGCCUACAUCUAUGUUGUUACAUUUUUUGGUAUUCAAAAACAAAACCACAGUUGGUGGGGUGCCAGUUCAGAAGCAUGUGAGAUGAGACUUGCCCUGGAAGUACGGUGCUGUCUACAAUGGUUGAUAAUUUCCGUUCAGCUCCCUGGUACAAUGAAACAGUUGCUUCUAUAUAGUUAGAAAAGCCUAAACUUACUUGUUACCUAUUUACCAGUCAUGCUUUCUGGGAACAGUGACUCUAGUUCUCAUCUAAGUGCACUUAGUAAUGCACUUACACAAAUUCUCAGUAAAAGGCUUUGGACUAGAAGUUGAAGGGAAGUAAUACCACUUACCAAGUUCCCAACUUUGUAAAAGCUCGGGGCUUUUCCUUCCGGAAGUAUGAGAAAGAAGUAAUAGAGCCCAGAGCUAGUCCCAGAUACUUGAUACUCCAGCUAUGCUGUUGCUGAGCAUCCUUAAAAAUGUGUAAAAUUAGGUCUCUUAUUUUCUGAGUACCAGAAAUUGUCAUCAUAUACUGUCUUCUAGAUGAACAGUAAAUAUAAAUUUCUGAUUCAGAGAGUAUUUUUUAAAAAGCCACCUGCAAAUCCAUACAUCAAAUCCCUCAGCAAAAAUAGCAAAUGAGCCACUCCCAGAAAAUCCAAGUUGAAAUAAUCAACAUUUUCUCUAUAUCACUUCUACAGAUAAAAAUCCCCAGCAGUGAUGCCUAAUCUUUGAAGAAAAGAAAAAACAGUGAAGAAGGAAGGAAGGGGUUCAUUGGUAUGUGCAGCUUAGGCUUUCAAAGGUGCAUGGCAAAGGCAGCAAGGGGUGCAGUGCUAGUGAAUUACAUGGAUGCAGUGGUCCUGAGAGAGAUUAGCCUGAAACGUGGAAAGAACUGAUAUUGACAUUUGCAACAAGAAAAAGGCAGGAUCUCUGAAACCUUUGCAGUGAACAGCGCUGCAUGGACAGAGGACCGGCUGCAGUGGGUCAUGGUCACCAGUUCUGGUUUGGUUUUCUUCCAACAAGUAAUUGUGGUAGGUACCUGGGACUCCCCGUGCUGCUGACUGUUCGAGGUACUUCUUCUUGCCCUGGUGUCUAUUUCCAGAGAUCAUUAUUUAAUACAGAAUUGGAGAAAUUCUACAGUGCCUAUCGUGGGAAGAUCAAAGCACUUUCAUAAAGGCACACGUUCUCUUGUUUAGAGUGAGAACUGAGUCACAAAAAAGUGCAAUGACUUGUACCAAAUAUUUCAAUUUCUCACUGGUUGCUGGCAUCCAGUGCAAUCCAGAUCUUCCAAGUUGUGUCAAACUGGUUUUCUGAAAGAUUGUUCCAGAAGGUCUUAGUAUGUUCUUGGUAUGUCAGGCAAUGCUCUGCCAAAACAAUGUGAAAUGGGAAAUGCUGCCACUGCAACCUUGUCCUUUACUGGCAGCUAUUCCUUCCUCCCAAAAGUAACUCUCUCAGGCCCAUUAAAACAUGUUGUGUCCUUGCCAGGUACCUCCUCUGCAGGUACCCAGCACACACCAGCUCUUGCUUGACACAUACUCAAGUGGAGGCACUGCCACCAGUCCUGAGCAGCAAGGACUGUAGUAUAGCAGUCAGUAAAUACUCUUGGAAUUUUUUUCAAACAUAAUAAUCUGAUAGGAAUUGCAUUUAGGACUAAGUCACAAAACUGCAGCUAGUAGGACUCUGAAUGAAGGACAAUAGUCUCUGCAUGGCAAAGACAAUAUAGCUGAUGCUUUUACUCCUUUGGGAUCUUAUUCCAUCAUUCAGUGAAGCAAGGAACACUGAAUCCAUUUUUUUACUUCAAGCCCACUACAAUAGGUGCUGCAAUUAAUAGAUAGUAAUAAAACAGCCUGGUAUGUCAGAAUGGCAGAGCAUACUACUUUGUAGCCAAGUCAGGUGGGAUACUAUCAGUGCCCUCCCUGCACUCUCUUCUCUCCUGGAGAUUAGGCUGCUUAAUUAGAUAAUGCAGACGUCUGUCUUAGAGGCAUUUCAGCAUUGGGCCUCCGUGCCUGCUGGCCUUGCAACCAUUCAACAGAAAGCUGGAAGAAACCAGCUGCUUCCCACACUGCCACCAUCUUUUAGGAGAUGCAUUUAAACUGCAUUUCCUGUGCUUGGUCCUUGCCUGAGCUGUGUUGCAGCCACACCUGCAUCUGGCUAUGUAUCCUUGUUGAUCCUGACCUAUGGUCUUGGCUUUCCUGCUUGAGCUCAGCCUUGACUGGUCAUCUGAACUAUUGACCUGCCUUGCUAGUGUUUUUUGAGUAUGGUGGGACAUGCUCCUUGUCAGGAAGUUGUUCCCUUUGCCUGCCUGUCACCCUCAGCCCCUGGCUCACUGUCCUCUUCAGAGCUGCCCUGCCCCUGCUGCUCCCCAGCACACAGCUCAGGUUUCACAUCUACACUGCUGCUGUUUCUGGGGCUGGGCUGGUCAGGGCUUGUUUAGGUGUCUGUGCAUGCCACUGCUCUGCCCUGAACAAGCCAGCCUGUUCUCUUAGAGCCUGCUUAGGCAUCUCCAGCACAAUGGUUGCUCUGUGUAACAUGGCCCUUUACUAGUCUCCCAUCCAUUUCAAAAUUCUAUGUUCACAUUCUUUUCCACAUCAAACGCUGCACCGUAUUUGCAAACACAAUUUUGGUGUUGAUGGCACCAGAAAAAAUGCCUGAAAUUAAUACAUUUUGACUACAGCAGGAUGAAUGCCGUGGUUGCUUGAGGCACCUUAGAUCAUUGCACAGCAUUUAUAUGGUGUCACGCCCUGUGACAUGAAGUAAUUUUUCUACAAGAGAGCUUUACUAGAGCAGGUGCGUGGGAGGGAGGAGAGCGCUGGCAGCCAGGCCAACAAGCGGGAGUGCGAUCCAGGCAUUUCUUUCAGAAGGCACAUGUGCAGCUUACACCCACUAAGUUUUACAUAACCUGAGUUAGGGUGGAUCACUAGGUACUCAUUUGCUCCUGUAGCUGCCAGAAAAUGUUCCUUUCAUCUAGACAAACCUGAGGCUGCAAGAACUUUCUGUGCCUCAAAGUUUCAGCAUAACCCAAAGCAAAUCAAGAGGGACUUCAUUAUGUACAAGACUCUAGUUGUUCUUUUGCAUAAAUGCAUUUUUUCUUCUCUCUAAUUGUAUCAUAUAUUUUCAUGGUGCUAGAAAAGCAUUGGGGCUAUAGAUGCUGAAAGAUGAUGAAACUCCUCUUGCAGAGAGAACAGAGAUCAUUAAAACAGGGCUUCUGGAGAAGCUUGUACUAGCUCCCCAUCCUGGACUUUUCUCAUGCAUCAUUUCAGAACCAAAGAGAUUUUAGAAAAAUUUCAUUACAUUUUUUUUUUUUGAUUGGGAACCACUAAUAAAAAAUGUUCUGGCAACAGCCAUUGAUCCUAUAUUCAACCAAAUGCCUAUUUGUUUUUGUCAUUCUCUAGCACUCUUCUGUAAUACCUUUCCUUUUGUUAACAUUUCACACUAGACUGCUUGUCUGCAAAGGAGAUAGAAAUACAUUUUUUCAUUUUCUAGGUAAAAGCAGAAUAUGAUAAUUAUCUGUUGUAUCUGUCUGGUCCUGUAUUACUAGUGAGGCAGUGAGUUUCCAUUUCUUAGUAAUUAUGUGCAAGUCAUUCUAAUCAAGAUGGUCCUCAGGAAAUAAAGUCUUGCUACAAUUUGGUUCA
Messenger RNA from Pyrgilauda ruficollis (rufous-necked snowfinch), 10124 nucleotides. RefSeq names its product TBC1 domain family member 1 (gene TBC1D1). The transcript has 22 exons. The record is from RefSeq and is a predicted model, not a curated record. NCBI's taxonomy places the organism in Eukaryota, Metazoa, Chordata, Aves, Passeriformes, Passeridae. The coding region runs from base 1089 to 4916 and encodes 1275 amino acids.